Arabidopsis lyrata subsp. lyrata is the source of this 1559-nucleotide messenger RNA. Its product is annotated as protein EMSY-LIKE 1. Lineage: Eukaryota; Viridiplantae; Streptophyta; Magnoliopsida; Brassicales; Brassicaceae. Gene Ontology annotation, biological process: defense response to fungus. The record is from RefSeq and is a predicted model, not a curated record. The coding region runs from base 189 to 1007 and encodes 272 amino acids. The transcript is spliced from 9 exons. Gene Ontology annotation, cellular component: nucleus.
AUCAUUAACUUCUUCCACAAGUCAUAUAAACUCGCUUCUUCCACAAAUCUUCACACUCUUCCCUACCAGUCACCUCCGCGACACAUUCUUGAGCCAGAGAUCGCUCGAGUUUUAGGGUUUUUCUUUAACCACAAACUUCAUCUCUCCGGGUUCCUCUGUUCGAUAGAUUCUUUCUCAGACUCUCUCUAAUGGCGGACCAGCAAGAUCAAGAGCCAAAUCCUCCCGCCGAUUCUCUCUCUCUAAUGGCGGACGAGAAAGAUCAAGAGCCAAAUGCUCCCGCCGAAAAGCCAGAGCUUCUCCCAUUAAAGAAGAGAGCAACGGCUGGAAAAUCACUCGUUGGGUAUAACAUAGCACCCGAGUCUGACUCCAGCAGCGACAGCAGUGACGAAGGAGAUGUGGCGUGUUUACCCGAGAAAGAGGUCAAUAAAGAGACACUCCAAGAACUCCAGAAAAAAGCUUUCUACUCUCUUCUCCAAGCUUUCGCUUUAGAAACCUCGACAAUGUCAAACAAGAGGACUCAGAUCAUAGAAAAACUGAUGAACGAGUGGGGGAUUGCUAACGAAACUCAAAUCUCUUUUGCGGAUCAGAUUCAGAAGAAACUUCUGACCCUACAACAAAUGAAGGAUUCUGAUAAGAAGGAAACGCAGAUACUACCAGAGACGCCAUUGGCCCCACCUGCAACGCAGAGUUGGACAUUUGUUCCUAAACCUGGCAAAAGCUGGGGCAGUGUUAAUCCUGAGUCUCUUAUUGGAAAAUGGGUCUGUAUGAAGCUGCCUGAUGAAGCUGAUUUCGCUGAAUACAUCAUCAAAGCAUAUGAUGCGGAAAAGGAAAUGCAUAGCAUAGUGAACGCAGAGUCGAAUGCAAUGGAGGUUGAUGGCAUUGAUCCGUUUAGCUGGAUAGAUAUCAGAGAAAUUGCGCCUAACGAUAUCAUGUGGGAAGGUGGACAAAAGCCAAAGUUUGAUACUCCCAACCAAUCUGCAGCUACAGCUCAAGGAGCACCUUUCUGACAACAUUGACAAGGACAAUGCUGAGAAUGACCAAGACCCUCUUUUGCAUUUUGUUUUGAGAUCUUUAGUUACUUGUACAAUCACAUUACACAAGACCUUUUUUUUGGGUGUUGUUAGCUGGAAUUAGAGAAGAAAUGGGUCAGUGUUGAAGUGUAAACAGAAUCCAAACACUUGCUUUUGUAAACAGUGACUUGUUAGCUUAUCUCAUCCCUUGUCUCGUCUAUAAUCGGAAAAGUUUUCUUUAUGGUCGGCGACAUCGCUCCGGUUCGAUUCAGUCACCACUUUGGGUGGCUCUCGGGGAUUUCCAAAUUCGUCUCUCUCCUGAUCUCUUCAGCUUCAUUUACAAGGAUACUGAAAAUUUCCGAUUCAGAAGCAUAGAAUCUGCAAAUCUAGACCCGAAAACGCAAGGGAUUGGAAUCUCCGGUGGAAUUUCGAAACAAAUAGAUCCUCGACUUCUCGCCGGAGCAAUUUAUAUAGUUAUCAUUAACUUAGAAAAACAAUUUAGUUUUAAUUAAAUAUUAAAAUAAUUUGUUAGUAGCGCGGUUAAAAGCC